GCGGGGUCCAGCGGAAGUAUUUGUAUCGGUUGACAUUCAGCUCUGCACAAAAACAGAAGUCGAUGAGCAAGAGAUUUAUUGUUUUAUCAGGUGGAGGGAGGAGACCACCCAGCGGGGAAUAAGUGUCAAAGGCUAAAGAACUUGGAAAUCCAUACCAUAAUAUUUCUGGAGGGCCGGAUCAAGAGUCAAAUCUGCGAGAGGAAGUGUGUCAGCAAUUGGCCGAAGAGGAGAGGAGAGGUAUGAGGAAGGGAAGCAGACUUGGAUUGGGACCAGCCAUGGUUGCGGGCCUUGCGCGGAGGAGGAUGUUGCUGUUACGGCGGUGUAUCUAGGUGGUUCAAGGUCAACCAACUGUCGCCCGCAAUGAGGUUCAAGGUUGUGAUGAUGAGAAUUGCCGGGUUGGGCGAAGUUGAUUAGUCAUCAGCGCCAGGGUACCAGGCGCAAAGUCAACUCGGAUUGCAGAGGCGGUUUGAACAAUCAACUUUCAGUGUUUCAUGCUGUGGAAUCUAUGUGUUGAGUAUAACUAAGACGCAUUUUUCCUUUCUCGCGCGAACUUAACAUCCCUCGGUGGAAUAAGACCAUAGAGCUAGGAAUCCUCGAAUGUGGUUUGCUCUGCCAAGAUGGCGACCGGUUUAGAUAGUGGUGUGAAGAUUACAGUCUACUGGUUGGAAAAGUCCCGCGCGCAACGCAUCAUCUGGCUUCUAGAAGAGCUAGGUUUAUCAUAUCAGAUAAAACUAUUCAAACGGGACAAGGACAUGCUGGCUGCGCCCGAGCUGAAGGAAAUCCACCCUCUAGGGAAAUCUCCAGUCAUAUCGGUCGAGAAGGCUCCGAAUCCGCCAGUGAUUCUGGCCGAAUCUGCUACUAUCGUCGAGUAUCUAGUCGACCAUUUUGGCCCGCAUUUAAUUCCUCAGCGAUAUAUUGAUGGGAAGGAAGGUCAAGUAGGGGGUGAGACAGAAUCAUGGCGGCGUGAUCGGUACUUCAUGCACUAUGCCGAAGGGUCUCUGAUGGGCCUAUUGAUGAGAAUACUCAUUGUCGAAGGAAUUCGAGAUGCGCCCGUGCCUUUCUUCAUCAGACCGGUAACAAAAAUGAUAGCUUCUCAACUACAUUCGGCUUUAGUAAAAUCAGACCUAGCGACGAACCUCAGCUUCCUAGAAGACCAACUCAAAUCAUCGCCAGGGAAGGGUCUAUUCCUCUGCGGAGACAUCGUCACGGGUUCGGACAUUUUGAUGAGCUUCCCGCUGGAGGCAGGGGUUCUGCGAGGCUUGAUCAACAAGGAACAACACCCUUACCUCACGGAGUAUGUGAGUCGGAUCCAGGAGAGGGAAGCUCACAAAAGGGGAAUCGCGAAGAUUGUUGAGCUGCAAGGGAGCUAUGAGUUGAUCCCAUGAAAUGAGCCCAACGAGACAUUACAAGACAUUAUGUGAAAUACUUCUCUCCGCUUCCUACCUGUUCUCUAUAUAUUAUUAGUAUGCUUCUGAUUUCCUCGUCAUCCGCUUGUGCAUGGAAUAUAAUUGUAAGCUCGAUACCUAGUAUAUCUGUGGCAGUAAGUUUUAUAAAAUGGGCCCAACAUGAGUAACUUCGGAGUUGUAACUUGGAUAUGGUUUACAUCAGCUAAUAUAUAUGUGCAUAACCCGGGACUACGGGACUCCUGUGGAAGCUUCAGAGGCAAAGAUGAAUGCCUGACUCUAAUUUUAUUACACGAAGAAUUUACCGAGUGAGUGACCGAGAUGUUUACUUUUAUUUUACUUUUAUUUUAAUUUCAACCGGCAGAGCAGAGAGGAAUUGACAUCACGUCCAAUUGAAAAUGAAUGAUUGUGAUGAUCCCGCCGUUUUAUCUGGUAGUUAAACUAUCAAAGAGUCAAGCGCUGGAUGUUUGAAUUCGGAGGGACAAAUCUUGAAACCUGAUGUUUCCGUACAGAACCUCCCAUCUCUCCUGUUGAUAUUAUCACCCUUAUUUUGGCACAGGCAUUUGAGCCCUUUUUUCUUUUCCUCUCCCUUACUUUUCCGCCCCCGCUCCACAGUCAGUGAUCGCUAACUGUUGGCCGUUACGGCCGUUGCGGUUAGCGAUCCCAUUAGAUCACGUGACCCACAACUAUAUUAUGUUCUUGUAGAUAGAUCUAUCAAUACAACCUUCAACUAUUCUACAGAUUAUAGCCUGAAU
Molecule: messenger RNA, 2158 nt
Organism: Blastomyces dermatitidis ER-3
Lineage: Eukaryota; Fungi; Ascomycota; Eurotiomycetes; Onygenales; Ajellomycetaceae
Product: glutathione S-transferase
Exons: 4
Coding region: 618-1385 (255 amino acids)
Source: RefSeq, a predicted model, not a curated record